AUGUUGUCAUCAUCUUCACGUGCUAUCGCAUCACUGAAGUCAAGAUGCGCAUACGAGCCAUACCUUGCUAAGGUCUGCAAGGCUGAGGACACCAUCCCAAUCUUCAAGAACGGAAUGUCAAUCGGCUGGUCUGGUUUCACACCAGUUGGUGAUCCAAAGGUUGUCCCAAUUGCUCUUGCCGAGUAUGUCGAGAAGAACAACCUUCAGGGCAAGCUUCGCUUCAACAUGUUCAUCGGUGCUUCCUCUGGUGCCAAGAAUGAAGACCGCUGGGCCAAGAACGGCAUGAUUGCUCGCCGUUACCCAUACCAGAACGGUGCUAACCUCAAGAAGAACAUCAACUCUGGCAAGACAAUGUUCGCUGAUAAGCACCUUUCCAUGUUCCCACAGGACCUCACAUGGGGCUUCUACACAAAGCAACGUGGUGGUGGCAUUGAUCUCGCCAUCGUCGAGGCUACAGAAAUCUUAGCUGAUGGUUCCAUCGUUCUUGGUGGUGCUGUUGGUUCUGCUGUUGAAUUCCUCAACGCUGCUGACAAGAUCAUCAUCGAACUCAACACAGCUAUCCCAUCCUUCAAGGGCUGCCACGAUAUCGUCGCCCCAUGGAAGCCACCGGGCAAGCCAUACAACAUCACAUCCGUUGACUCCCGCAUCGGCUCACUCUCCGUCAAGAUUGACCCAUCCAAGGUUGUCGCCGUUGUCGAGUCUCAUGCCAUCUUCCCAGGCAGACCAGUCAAGGGUGCUGAUGCUACAGCCAAGGCUAUCGCUGGCCACAUCGUCGACUUCUUCCAGAACGAAGUUAAGCAGGGCCGUCUCCCAGAGAACCUUUACCCACUUCAGUCUGGUGUCGGCAACAUCGCUAACGCUGUCGUUGAUGGCCUUAACGAUUCCCCAUUCGGCCACCUUACAGUUUACACAGAAGUUCUUCAGGAAGCUAUGCUCCCAAUGUUCGACUCUGGCAAGCUCAAAUUCGGUUCAUCCACAUCACUCACACUUUCACAGUGGGACAAGCUCUACGAUAACUUCGACUUCUACAGAAACAAGUUCGUUCUUCGUCCACAGGCUAUUUCCAACUCUCCAGAAGUUAUCCGCCGCCUUGGUGUUAUCGCUAUGAACACACCAAUCGAAGUCGAUAUCUUCGGCCAUGCCAACUCAACACUCAUCAACGGUACAAAACUCGUCAACGGCCUUGGUGGCUCUGGCGACUUCCUUCGUAACGGCUACCUCUCAAUCAUGCACUGCCCAUCUGCCAGAAAGACAAAGAAGGACAAGACAGGCAUCUCAUGCGUUGUCCCAAUGUGCACACACGUUGACCACACAGAACACGAUCUCGAUGUCAUCGUUACAGAACAAGGCCUCGCCGAUCUCCGUGGUCUUGCUCCAGUUGAACGCGCUAGACUCAUGAUCGAGAAGACAGUCCACCCAGACUACAAGGAUCAGAUGCGUGAAUACCUCAACCUCGCCAUCCAGGCUACACAGCCAAAGGGCGCUGGCCACGAACCACAGAUCCUUUCAAAGGUCUUCAAGAUGCAGGAGAACCUUAAGAAGAAGGGAACAAUGCACCUCGAUAGCUGGUAA
Trichomonas vaginalis G3 is the source of this 1572-nucleotide messenger RNA. Its product is annotated as acetyl-CoA hydrolase family. Lineage: Eukaryota; Parabasalia; Trichomonadida; Trichomonadidae. The transcript has a single exon. The record is from RefSeq and is a predicted model, not a curated record. The coding region runs from base 1 to 1572 and encodes 523 amino acids. Gene Ontology annotation, molecular function: acetyl-CoA hydrolase activity; acetate CoA-transferase activity. Gene Ontology annotation, biological process: acetate metabolic process.